UGAUGAGUCAACAUCAACGCAGUAGGGCAGCGAAGAUGUGAAAUUCUGUCGCCCACAUCUGCAAAAGAAAUCUGUAUCCAAUUCCCUAAAAGCCUCUCUCCCCACUGAACUGGAAGUGACGACAUCUUGAAGUUAGGUCCUCAGGACACCCAGUGAUCUGUGCGAAAGACCCUUGAAACUUUACCACACACUGCAGAAAACAGUCUGCCUCUAUAAUGACACCCAGUGGUCAGUUUUAGCCUUAAGCUUCAGCUUGUAAUUUGAUGUGGCUGUUUGGACUGGCCUUCCUCAGCCUCCGCUCUCAGACUAACCGUGUCAGUAGAAAAUAGUGACUGCCACUGAGUCUGACCAAACGAGGCACCUUUUAUGAAAGUGCACAUUUAUUUCUGGGAUUCGUCCCAGAUGGAAAAGAAAGAAGGAGGGGAGAAUCAUCUCAAAGCUGAGCCAUGGCAGCUGAUCUGGAUGUGGUGAACCUGUGUAUUAUUGCUGGAGGAACACUGGCUAUUCCCAUCCUGGCCUUUCUGGCUUCCUUUCUUCUCUGGCCCUCUGCAUUAAUUAAAGUGUAUUACUGGUACUGGAGGAGGACUCUGGGCCUGCAGGUGGGCUAUGCGGAUUGUGGUGGUUAUCGCUUUUGUUACUCCUACAGAGGAAAGCCUGGAAUGAGACCUUCGAUCUUAAUGCUGCAUGGCUUCUCUGCUCACAAAGACACAUGGCUCACUGUUGUCAAGUAUCUGCCAAAACAUCUGCACAUAAUGUGUGUGGACAUGCCUGGACAUGAGGGGACAACACGCACCAACACAGAUGAUUAUUCCAUUCAGGGGCAGGUCAAAAGGAUCCAUCAGUUUGUGGAAACCAUCCGCUUAAACAGGAAACAGUUCCAUCUGGUUGGAACCGGCAUGGGGGGAAAUGUGGCCGGGGUUUACGCAGCCUGCUAUCCCUCAGAAAUCUGUAGCAUGACUCUCAUCUGUCCAGACGGAAUAAGACAUCCGUGUGAGACCAAGUUUGACAAUCAUGUGCAGGACCUGGAGCACAGCAAUUACACCCUGAACAUCCCGCUGAUCCCCACUACACCCGAGGAGAUGGAGGAUAUGUUCAAACUGUGCUCCCAUGUUCGCUUUAAAAUUCCUCAGCAGAUCCUUCAAGGCCUGGUAGAUGUCCGAGAGCCUCACAACACAUUUUACCAAGAAGUUUUUAUGGAGAUUGUAGGUGAGAAAUCAAGAUACGCCUUACAGGACCACUUGCAUCUAAUAACCACACCUUUACAAGUGAUAUGGGGCAAACAAGACCAGGUGGUGGAUGUCUCUGGAGCGGCAGUGAUUGCAGAGACCUUGCCUGGAUGCAGAGUGGACCUGCUGGAGAACUGCGGACACUCUGUGGUGAUGGAGAGGCCUUCUCGGACAGCCAAACUCAUUCUGGAGUUCAUCAUCUUGCAGCAAAAUGCCAGAAGUGGCACAAAGAAAGCCACCUGACCUAAAGACUUUUCAUCGUUUCUUGUUAUGCUAAUGCUCCAAGUGCUCCUGCUUUUGUAGAGAACAUGCAGACACUUCAAAAAAACUGUACAAUUAAGAUAGUAAGCAAUUAUUGAAGGCUUCCUGCAUUUCUUCAGUGUGAUUGAAUCGCAUUUCUGUUGUAACACAAGCUGCAUGACGAUAAUAAAACGACCAUGCGUUUA
Molecule: messenger RNA, 1672 nt
Organism: Oreochromis niloticus (Nile tilapia)
Lineage: Eukaryota; Metazoa; Chordata; Actinopteri; Cichliformes; Cichlidae
Gene: abhd6b
Product: abhydrolase domain containing 6, acylglycerol lipase b
Exons: 10
Coding region: 447-1469 (340 amino acids)
Biological process (GO): acylglycerol catabolic process
Cellular component (GO): AMPA glutamate receptor complex; membrane
Molecular function (GO): monoacylglycerol lipase activity
Source: RefSeq, a predicted model, not a curated record